Molecule: messenger RNA, 1171 nt
Organism: Diprion similis
Lineage: Eukaryota; Metazoa; Arthropoda; Insecta; Hymenoptera; Diprionidae
Gene: mbf1
Product: endothelial differentiation-related factor 1 homolog
Exons: 4
Coding region: 168-611 (147 amino acids)
Cellular component (GO): nucleus
Molecular function (GO): DNA binding
Source: RefSeq, a predicted model, not a curated record
AAGUGUCGUGUGGUACACAAGUUACUAGUUCAUGUCUUAACGAAUUGCGAGUUUUAGAACGGAUACAAGAAGAAAUUACUGGAACUGUGCUCGCUACAAACGUUAACGAUAUAACAUCGUAAUAUUUACUCAUUUCCUCCCUUAGUAUACCUCGAUAAUUACUAAUCAUGUCGGAUUGGGACACCGUGCCAAUUACUUUGCGUAAACGCGCCCCAAAAGCAGCUACCAUGAAGUCAGAACAGGCAGUUAAUGCGGCUAGACGUCAAGGUGUUGCCGUUGACACACAAUCCAAGUGGGGUGGAGGUGCCAACAAACAACAUGUGACCACAAAAAAUACAGCCAAACUCGAUCGUGAGACUGAAGAACUCAAACAUAACAAAGUUCCACUUGAUCUUGGCAAGCUUAUACAACAGGGGCGGCAAGCCAAAGGAUUAUCUCAAAAAGAUCUCGCAACAAAAGUGAACGAAAAACCGCAAGUCAUCAACGAUUACGAAGCAGGUAGAGGCAUACCAAACCAAUUGGUAAUCGGAAAGAUCGAACGUGUCCUGGGAACCAAACUACGCGGAAAAGAUCGUGGCCAGCAACUGUUGCCCCCCGGGACAAAGAAUUAAAUCUCGGGGGAACAAAUUCUCAACUUUUAGUCUUAAGGCCAGUUUUCAUCCACUUAUAAUUAGAAUUGUAUAUUAUAUGAGUUGUGAAUAACUUGCAAAAUAAUGGUCAUGUAUAUUCAGACGAUCAUCAGUUCAAUUAUAAAGGAUGUUAAAACAACUUCCAAACAUCAAGAUUAUUUACAUUACUAGGACAACAAUCACGUAUAUUACUUGUAUGUUGUAAACUUGUAUAAGUAGUCAUCUUUUUGAAUGGUACAUCUGAGCCUUUGAAGUGAAUCCAAACAUUUUUACAUUUCUGAAAGGUUUGUAUGCCAGACGUGAUUUUUUCACAAUAAUUACCUGAUAGCUUCAAGCUUCAUUAUUGGUUGUGACUAUAGUUGCUUGGAGCUUUUACAGAUACUUGUCCUACUCCUUCCUGUUUACUUCACGAUAUUUUUCUUGAAUUUUUAUGAUAUUUAGCACAUUGGUAUAUGCGUCAAAUAAAUUUAUAAUGUACAAAUGCUCCGUGUGCUACAUCAGUAUCAAGUGGUCACUGACUCGAAGUACAUUGAAGGACGAGU